UGAUGACAAGGCUGGUAGCUCACAUGAUGCUGGAGAAACUAGUAAGCCUGCAGAGAUGCCUAUACAGAGAAGAAAACGAAUCUCCACCAUGCCCAAUCUUGUAAAACCUAGAGCUGGACCUUCCCCUUCAUCUGCUCAACUUUCUACAUCAAAACUGCAGAGGCGAGCAUCACAGGCUUCUGAUGGCUGCAAUUCACUUCAGAAGGAUUCCUCUCCAUCAGAAAAGACCAAUGUUGAAAGCUCUUCAAAGUUUCCCAUGCUGCCUGAAAAGAAAACACCAGUGCCACAAGUGCCGCAGUUUUCCCCACUAAAAAAAUCAGUGAACAAAGAACAAACUGUAGGUGUCACGGCUCAAAAGAAUGAUGACGCCUUGCACAAGAGUGUACCCUCCCCACUCAAGGAAAGACCAACACAGGAAAGAUCAGGAACUCAGGAGGAAAAGCUGCCUGCAAAACCUGCCCCUGCAAAAGAGAAACGAAUGUGUUCUGACCGUGAAAGGAUCCUCAAAGCUCGGAAGUUAAGAGAAAUGCUUAAAGAGGAGCUGAAGAAAGAGCGGAUGAAACAGUUGAAACAUAGGCCUCCAGUAAUUGAAGGACGUUCUCCACCAGAUCGUUCUAAAAUGACCAUGAGAGACUUGAUAUACUACCUGCCAGAAAACAAUCCUAUGAAAUCUUCACUGGCAGAAGAAAAGAGAACAGAAAAAAAUUCUGCACUGGGUCAAAUGAAAGAACAGGAAGAGAAAAGCCCUCCUGAUCAUGAAGAAGAAGAUGAAGAGGAAGAAGCCGAGAAUGGGGAGGAGAGUCAGGAUGGUCCACUUCUAGUUCCUCGUGUGAAAGUAGCAGAAGAUGGUUCAAUUAUUCUGGAUGAAGAAAGUUUAACUGUAGAGGUUCUAAGAACAAAAGGUCCACGUGUGGUAGAGGAGAAUGAUCCCAUCUUUGAACGUGGCUCUACAACUACAUAUUCCAGCUUCAGAAAAAGUUUUUACACAAAACCAUGGUCAAAUAAAGAAACGGACAUGUUCUUUUUAGCUAUAAGUAUGGUAGGAACAGACUUCUCCUUGAUUGGACGACUGUUUCCACAUAGGGCCAGAGCGGAAAUUAAGAACAAGUUCAAACGUGAGGAAAAAGCUAAUGGAUGGAGGAUAGACAAAGCUUUCAAAGAAAAGCGUCCCUUUGAUUUUGAAUUCUUUGCCCAGCUGCUUGAGAAGGUCCUAGCAGAUGAAGAAAAGAGGAAGCAAAAGACUGUUAAAAGCCAGAAACCAAAGGAAAAGAAGCCUUCAAGACCUCGGAAGAAGCCAAAAGCAAAAGCUGCCAGCACAGAAUCUGUUAAUGAUCAAGAUGAUCUUCAGGAAUCCAGAACUUCUGAUGCAGAAACAGAAGCAGAUGCUGUGACAGCUGAGAAAGAAAAUGAAGAAUCUCUGGACAUUUCUGAACAGGCAGAAGAACAGGUUGCAUUAGAGCCAGCAUUGGCAAAAAAAAAGAGAAAGAAGAAGAGAAGAGAUGAUCUUGAACAGGAAGUGGCGGAUCUUCCAGAAGAAAUGAUUGUCCCUUCAGAAAUUGCUGAAGAAGGGAAAACCUCUAAGAAAACAGAAAAAGAGAUGUGUGAUGCCAACAGUGAUGGUCGUACUACCUGCAGAGAACUGGAUAGCCUCGGUAAGGGAAAACAAGAUGAGACUACUGAUGCAGAGGAAGAAAGUUCACAGUCCUGUUCAGCAAUGGAUGACAUAAUGGAGAGAGAAAGUGAUGUCAAUUUAUGCAGCUUUGAAGCUAGCAAUGGUGUUAUACUAGAAAUGGAACCUGCUAAACUGAGAACACUAGAUACUGGAGAUGGUACAUCACAGGAAAGCCAGGUAUCAGAUUUACCAGUUUCCAAGAUUAGAAGCAAAGAAGGACAAUCUGCAGAAAUUAGAGAAACAGAGAACAAAGAUGUACUACAUGACUUAUAUAGACCAAGCGAAAAGCAGAGUCCAUCAGAAAGUGAUUCUCAGCCUGAAAUCACGAAAACUGAAAAGCCAGCGGACAGAGGACGUUUGCAAAGACCUAAGCCAAAUUUAGUGAGAUCAUCUGGAAGGAGAGAAGCAGCAAUCCAGAAGAAAACGGAGGCCGAGGGUUCCUCUUCAGACCUUGUGAAAGCAGAUGAAAAGUGCUCUGAGGAAGACAGCAGAAGAAAUAGAAGUGAAGCCACAGAAUUAGAGAACAUGGAUUUGGAUACUAAAUCUGAAGAACCUGAAAAACCUGUAAUUGCAAAGACAAUAGUUAGAGAAUGUCGACAGAGAUUUAAGCCUAAUGUUACAAGAGCAUCUGGAAGGAAGGAAGAGCCUGAAAAGGAUGCACGAAGUGCUGAGGCAUCCCAUCCACAACCUAAGGGGGAAACCAAAAAGAACACUGACCAAAGUAAUAGUGAAGAAGUUGCAGAAAAAGAUGUUAAAGUCCUGGAGCUGAUGUCUCAGUCUAAUGAAACAGCUGGUUUACAAGAGGACGGCAGUCAGCGUGUGCUGAAACAAGCACCUCUGAAGAGAGGCAGAGUGCAAAGACCAAAACCAAAUCUAGGAGGAGCUGUUGCAAGGCAAAAAGAACUGACAGAUGAAAAAGAUUCUAAGGAGGAGAAAACUGAAGGUGGUGAAAUAGAAGAAGGUGUGAUACACCAUAGGGCUGAAGACAGUGAUCCGUGCCUCAAAAAUUACAUACAAGGCAGCGUUCCCAAGAAAAGUCCUCAGAAGCAGAGCUGUGAAAGUGAAAAGGGGUUGUCAAAUGUCUUGAAACAGCUUUUGGAUUUGGAUACAAGGGAGUCUGGUCCUCGAAAGGAAGAGGAGAAAACUGUUGUACCAUCAGCUCGGAUUCUGAGGAGUCGAUUCCAGAGACCAAAGCCAAAUUUAAGAACAACAACUAGUAGGAAAGAACUGCUGGAUGUAAAUAAAAAAUGUGUGUCACAGAAAGAUACCAAUAAAGAAGAAAGCUCAACACAGUCUGAUAGUGAAUGUAGCAUCCUUCCUGAUACAGAUACAGCAGCAAAAUAUGAUGUCCUGCAACCACUGGAAUCCUUAGGAAAGGAGAAGUCACUUGGCUGUCAGGAGGCUGCUGAGAGGCCAAGUUGUAAGUCCCCAAAGACUUUUUCAAGAUCAGAGGAUGGUGAACUUGAGUUUUGUCGACCUGAAAUUAGUCAAGAUGAUACUUCAGCUACUAGUGAAGGACUUGAUAGCAGAAAUACCACUGAAGAAGAAAGUAAACAAAGACCUCUCCAACCUGUCCAGAUAGUGAAGAGCAGAUUCCAGAGGUACAAGCCAAACCUGGAAAGAACUGUCAAAAGGAAGGAGUUACAAAUAUCAGAAAAUAAGAGGGAGAAGUCUGAAGCACAGCAAUUGGUGUUGGAAAAAGCUGAGUCUGCCAUCGGUGAAAAUGAAGCUGUAUUGUGUCAAGCAGAUGUAUCAAGCAAAGACGAACAGGAACAGCGAGAGGUGCCUCAGGUGCUCUCUAUUUCCGAAAACAUACUGAGUGAGCAAAGCAGGUUCAAUGAUAAAUUAAGUUUUGAAGAAGGAAGUAAACAGAGUGAUACAAAACCUCUGUAUCAAGAGGGGGAACCCUACUGGAACGCAAGGCCAAGCCUAAUAAGAGUUAGUAGAAAAAAAGAUUGUCCUGAAGAAGGUGAAAACAGAGAAGAGGACAGCGAGGACAGAAGUGCAGAACCAUGUUUGUUAUUAGAAGAAACAAGUGUAUCCACUCAAAACUUGAGUAACAUCAUGGAAACUACAUCCUUCUCAAAGGCUACAAGACAACACGAUUUUACAGACGCUGAGGAAGCACCUUGCAAAAGAAUCAGGCAGGAUAGCAGACUUCAGACUCCACAGGUGUCAGAGAAUGACAGUCAAGUAGAACAAGAUGAUUCUCAGCUUUCUGCCGCUCAGGAAAAAAAAUCAGACAAUCUCACAAGAAGGCAGUCCCGAAGGUCAUCAAAAUGGAUAGCACUGCCAAAACAUGUCUCGAACCCAAGAACUGCUGCUUCUUCUGCCUCUGAGUGCGAGGCUGAUUGCAAUGAGAAGGGGAAUCAAAGACAACCAGUUAAACUGGGUGUUACUAGAGGCAAAAGUUUGAAAACUAUGCAUAAAAAGAAGCCUGGAAAGGAGCACAGAAGUUCCAAGAUAACCUUGGUGACCCUCCGGGCUUCUCAAGAGGAGGAGGAUGAGGAGGAAAUAGAUGACUUUGAGCCUGAUAAUGAAGAUGAAUGCUUUGCACCAGAGGAAGUAAACAAAGCUCCAGCAUUUAUUCCUAUAGGUCUUCGAUCUCCGAAACCUGUUCCUGUUCAGAUAGAGGAAACCAUGGAGGAGCUGGAAAUACCUGUGAAUGUUCCAGAUCUGCAGGUGGUUACUGAUGGUGGAAGUCUCUCCCAUGCAUCUGUCCAGCCAGAGGUACAGAGAGAGGAAAAAGUAAGCACCUCAGCAGAAACAGCCGUUCAUGGAAAUCCAGAGGUGAACAAAGGAAUUAAUGAUGGAAGCACUGAAGCUGCCAUGACUUUACUAGCCAUGGGUGAUCCAAUGUUCCAGCUAAAAACGAGCAGUGAAGAAUGGACACACAUGUUACCUGCUCAAGAUGAGAUGGACAUGGCCAAUAGCCUUGUAACCCCCACCUGCUCCGAAGAAAAUAGAACUUCUAGUCAGUAUUUACUUUCUUCAGACACUUCUGCCAUGGAAUUAGUCUCUUCUGAGGAUGGAAGCAGCAUUAAUAUGGAGGAUCAAAGCAAUGGCACAAGAAUAGGCGUCGAAGAAUAUUUUGAGAAAAAUGCAACAGAUGCCAGAGAGAGCUCUUUGCCUACCAUGAAUAGUAUGACACCACCAGGAGACAGACUCCUGAAACCUGAGCUGGACUUUGGAGUAUUGAGGUCCAGUGGAAACAUAAUUCAGAAGCCACUUAAUACAAAUGUACUUGUGGAACAAGAGCAAGUUCAAACUGUAUCUACAAUCCUGAGAGGUACUGCAGAAAUGCAGAAGGUGGAACUAGAACAGGUCAGACCAGCUGCAGGUGAUUCUUCAGUCCUUCAUGAUUUUGCAGCUAGAAGUAUGGAACUUACUAAGCAAGCAGAUAAAACUGAGAGAACAGAAAAAGAGAUGAGAGAUGUUUGUGGAAAUUCAGGAGAUUUAAGACCUCUAACUGCAUCACCAAAACCUGAAAAAUCUCACCUUGGACUAGAGGAUUGUCGAAAUCAAAGUUCUGUGGAUGGGCUUCCUAAGCAAAAUCCUUGUCUUCCUGAGCGCAACCUUUGCACAAUCAACUUUACUCAGAAUGAAGCUUGUGCUCAGGAUGCCCAACAAUGCAUAAGCAGCACAGAAGAGACUUCAGUAAUGAACAACGAUCACCGAUGUCCAGAGGAGGAACAGACCUUCAUUUUAACACUGGUGGAAAUCCCAGCUGACUCAAAAGAAUUCGAUGCAUCUGCUUUGCUAGAACAAACUUCAGAGCCAUUACUACCAGCCCCAAUACUUCUGAACCCAAUAAAUGCAAGCGAAACAAGCAUGACUGAAGUGAGGAGCAUUGGAUCCUUGACAACAGCUGAUGAAUUCGCUGCACCUUUAAACCGCAGUAUGGAAACUGAACAACAAGAGAUUGCAUCAGGAGAGCCCAUUCCAGAUUUCCACACAACUCAGAAAAGGUCAGCUGCUGAGCUGGAAGAGAAUGAUUUUCCUCCUGCCAAGAAAGCUCUGCCGACUGUUGCACUGGAAGGUAACUUGGAAGCCACUUACGAGGGUUAUUCAAUUAAAUCCACAUAUGCUCCAAUAAUAGCUUCUGAGGCUUCAGCAAAGGAAGAAGUACUUACACCUCUGUUGGUGUCUGAGUCUGUGUCGCCACUGGCUGAGAGAAGCCAGGUGGAGACUUUGGAGAACUUCGGGAAAGCGCCAAUCAAGAAUUCAGCAUCCAAACAGGAAGAGGAGGUGAUGUCUAAAUUAACUUCUAACAGAACAGCAGAAAUAAGUGGACAAGGGAAGCAGGGGGAUGGGCAUGAAUGUGGACAGUUGGAACAUCCUGGAAGCCUAGCAUCGUCUUCAAAAACUCCAUUGCUCAGCAAAAAACGUAGUUCUGUAUCGGCAGAAGAUACAAAAGGGAAGAGGGGGAAGAUCCAGAAACCUCAGAUUGUGACUCCAAAGAGAAGUCUAAAAAAACCCACUCCUUCCACCAAGGAUGAUAGGGAAACUUGUUCCCUUCCCUCUACAAGCACAUCAUUGGCUGUCGAGCAUGAAAAUGUAGCUGCUGGUGCUUCAGUUAUGGUUUCAAGUAACAAGCCAUCUGAGAAGCCACCCCUUUGUGCUAAAGAUGAAGAGAAGGAAGAAGAGCCAACCAGAAUCUCUGAGUAUUUUUUCAGUGAUAUCUUUAUGGAAGUAGAUGAUUCAGAAUAG
Apaloderma vittatum (bar-tailed trogon) is the source of this 6382-nucleotide messenger RNA. RefSeq names its product B double prime 1, subunit of RNA polymerase III transcription initiation factor IIIB (gene BDP1). The record is from RefSeq and is a predicted model, not a curated record. Gene Ontology annotation, molecular function: TFIIIC-class transcription factor complex binding. Gene Ontology annotation, cellular component: transcription factor TFIIIB complex. Gene Ontology annotation, biological process: RNA polymerase III preinitiation complex assembly. Lineage: Eukaryota; Metazoa; Chordata; Aves; Trogoniformes; Trogonidae.